AUGCCAAACCGGAAGAACACCCGGGAUCUUACAAAGCUCUCAGGGAAGCCCCUCACAGAGACCAUGAGGCCAUCUGAUCUGGAAAUGGACUCGGAAGGCUGGCUCACUUCGCCAGAUCUCCAUGAGCAUGACCUCCACAUUUCGUGUCUAGCUGUGUAUGACACGGCAAUGUUCCUCAUGGCCAACCCGAAUGUUACCUCAAGUCAUCUCUUUCGUGCAGAUAUAUUGCAUGAUAACUUGAGCCUCCUGGACAUCAUGCAGGAAAACGGGGAUGGAAUAACAGCUAAGCCCGCAACCAAGGUCGAAGGGUUCCAGCUGAUCAGGACUGUGGUGCGGAGAAUGAUACCGCGAAACCGAAGCCUGGACAAAGCUCUGGAGCAGACGUGUCAUAUCUAUGCAUCGCCAGGCGCUAUUCCUAAAAGCACAGGAGCGAUCCAUGAAGCUGACAAGCGGCGUAGCGCCCAUCGCCUGCUUGUCAUGUACACCCCGCAUGUUUCUACGCAAGAUGAAAUACCCUUCUACCACCCGCUCGUUAAAAGUCUCGCAUAUUUGUACAACACUGAGCCUUGCCCUGGUACAGGAACAGGUACAGGCACGAUGUCGAUCCACUUCUUGCCCUUUACGGCCGACAUUCCAAAACGCCUGGAACGUACUCUUCACGUUCUUCUCAACUUCAAUAUCCGGCUCGCUCAACAAUCAAAGGCAAAUAAGCCCCUGGGCCCUAUCCAUGAGACCAAUCGAGUCUCAUCCAAGGACAACGUGGUUCCCCGGCACAUGGUCCAAGACACAUAUGCCCGCCUCAAGACACUGUACGCCAAAGACUUGUGUGACCGGUGGGUUGAGAAAACCGAGCCCAGCAAACAUGUCUUCGAAGACUUGGCCAUUGCUGCUUUUCUGAUCGAGCUUUGGCGGUUGAUGUAUGACACUGUUCCCCCCAACGAGAAGAAAGAAACUUGGAAACAGGAAAACGCGACAGGUUUCCCGAGGUUCGUAGAUGUGGCAUGUGGAAAUGGCGUUCUGGUCUACGUACUUCUGAUGGAAGGCUACGCGGGCUGUGGCUUCGAUGCCCGCCGUCGCAAAACAUGGAGCAUUUUCCCCACAUCUGUGCAAGAGCAUUUAUCUGAGAACAUUUACAUCCCUAGGCCAUUUGCCGACGCACUUGGCUCAGUGGAUAUUGGUGUGAGUACACAUACUGGGGAGUUCCAAGAAGGAACAUUCAUUAUCUCCAACCACGCAGAUGAAAUCACUGUUUGGACACCGCUCAUGGCUGCUCUUGCUAGCCCAGCGUUGCCGUUGCCGUUUCUCUCCAUUCCGUGCUGCUCCCACUCGCUCGCUGGGUCCCGAUAUCGAUAUCCUCCACCGCAGAAGAGCAAAGAUCCGAAAACCCAGAUAGCAAAGCCAGUGGAGCAGAACCCACAGCCGACAUCUGGAGACCUGAGAGCUUUACGAGCCGCUAAGGACAAGGAGAAGACUGAAGACGGAUUGAUGAAUUCUAUGUAUGGCUCUCUGACAGCGAAAACAAUAAGUAUCGCAGAAGAAAUCGGAUACGAGGUCGAAAAGACGCAGUUACGUAUCCCAAGCACGCGAAACUUCGGCGUUUUAGGCGCUUGGCAACUGUUCUCACAGGACCGGAGAAGGAGCAUGACAGCGAGCAAUAUCAUACGGAAAGAGCCAGGUGAAAACAGCACAGAGCUUAUUCAAAGGAUCAAGAGUAUUGUCGAGCGAGAGUGCGCCAUGGAAGGUGGUAUACAAACUUGCGCGCGCAUGUGGCUUGAGCGCGCUCAAGGCUUGCACAAGGGCCCGGGGAUGGGGAACCAGGCGCAUAGUUGA
Molecule: messenger RNA, 1830 nt
Organism: Penicillium maclennaniae
Lineage: Eukaryota; Fungi; Ascomycota; Eurotiomycetes; Eurotiales; Aspergillaceae
Gene: trm44
Product: tRNA (uracil) methyltransferase
Exons: 1
Coding region: 1-1830 (609 amino acids)
Biological process (GO): tRNA methylation
Molecular function (GO): tRNA (uridine) methyltransferase activity
Source: RefSeq, a predicted model, not a curated record